Messenger RNA from Hypanus sabinus (Atlantic stingray), 915 nucleotides. Its product is annotated as epidermal differentiation-specific protein-like. NCBI's taxonomy places the organism in Eukaryota, Metazoa, Chordata, Chondrichthyes, Myliobatiformes, Dasyatidae. Gene Ontology annotation, biological process: visual perception; lens development in camera-type eye. The coding region runs from base 318 to 851 and encodes 177 amino acids. The record is from RefSeq and is a predicted model, not a curated record. Gene Ontology annotation, molecular function: structural constituent of eye lens. The transcript has a single exon.
GAUGCUCUGAGCAGUCCGCAUCAUCUCAAGGAUCAGUCCCACCUCCAGCUGUCUGCCCAUAUUCCUUCAUCUCGCACCGCCCUGACAUCGCAACUACUCGAAUCGGACACCACCCACGCUUCACCAACCCUUCGAAACAACAAACUUGAUUCUCUGCUAUGGCCCCUCCCAAAGAGGGCCGCUCCUCCAGAGCGUGAUUAGCUGCUGGCUGCCAUUGGUUGUUUGACCGAACACUGGGGAGAUAUAAACCCGAGAAUAAGCUCUCGCUGCAACUGUUCCUCUGUCAGCUCCUGGACGGAUCUCGGCGCUCUAACAAGAUGAGUAAAAUCAUUCUGUACGAAAAGCCCGAAUUUCUAGGGCAGGAGAAGGUAUUUGUGAAAGAUGUUCCCGAUCUUGCUGUUGAGAACUUCACGAAUACUGCCCGCUCGAUCAGAGUGAUUGGCCGACACUGGGUGGCGUACGCCGGCACAAACUACCAUGGGCCUUUCAAUGUGUUUGGUCCAGGAGGCUUCGGAAACCUGGACGACCUGGAUCGUGCGAUUAGCUCUUUGCGCCUGGUGAAGGAAAAUUUGCUCAACCCGGAGAUCGUUCUGUACCAAAACGUCGACUAUGGGGGCAUGAGCCGCAGCAUUCUGAAAACGACGGAUAAUCUGUCGAGUGCCGGCUUCGACAACCUCGUCUCUUCCCAUAAGGUGAAACAAGGCGUGUGGAUUCUGUACCAGGGUCUCAACCUGAGCGGGACGCGACUCAUCACCUUCCAGGGUGACGAAUGGCCCAACUAUUGCGCUUUCGGCUGGAAUGACAAGCUGUCUUCAGUCCAGGCCUUGCAGAACUGCGACAGCAAGGUUUGAGGAGUCCCGUACUGGUGUCCCGCUUUCAGCCGGAGCUCCAAACCCCAGAGUCUGCUUGGAUGGG